Messenger RNA from Ciona intestinalis (vase tunicate), 1784 nucleotides. Lineage: Eukaryota; Metazoa; Chordata; Ascidiacea; Phlebobranchia; Cionidae. The record is from RefSeq and is a predicted model, not a curated record.
AAGGGCCCAUUAUGCGCUCACACAGCGAGCCGUGACGCAAAAUUAAAUCGUGCUUGUUCUUGUUUGAGUGGUCACUUUAUAUCAAGGUGAUUGGAACCAGCCAGUAAAAGUUUAGUUUCAGUGAACCUUUAGAUUCGUUUACCUCUAUAUAUUUGACCAAAAUGACUCAGUUUCUGCCACCUAAUUUACUUGCAUUGUUCGCACCUCGAGAUGCAAUUCCAUAUAAAGCGCCAUUGCAACCGUUAACAUGGGAGAAAGAUCGUGAGCGAGCACCUUAUACUGGUUUGGGAAAUUUCUCCCAUUUAUUCGAAGAUCCAAAAGACACUCCACCACCAACCAGGGGAGAAACAAAAGAAGAAAAGAAAACACGAAAAAUAAAGGAGAAGUUGGAAAAGCGAGCUGAGGAGAUAGAAGAAGAAAUAAAGGGUUGGGAUCCGCACAAUGAUCCGAAUGCUGGUGGAGAUGCAUUCAAAACUUUAUUUGUAUCAAGAAUUAAUUACGACACAACAGAAAGCAAACUACGAAGGGAAUUCGAAACAUAUGGAAAGAUACGAAAGGUAACGAUAGUAAAGGAUGUUGCAACUGGGAAACCACGUGGUUAUGCGUUCGUUGAGUUUGAUCGGGAAAGAGACAUGCACACUGCUUAUAAAAGUGCGGAUGGAAAAAAAAUUGACGGCCGUCGAGUUCUUGUUGAUGUUGAGCGUGGACGAACAGUUAAAGGUUGGAGACCUCGAAGGUUUGGUGGAGGAUUAGGAUCGACGCGUGCAGGUCCUGAUGACUCUAAUCGUCGAUCAGAAAGAGAAAAGGAGCGUGAUAGUGGAAGAAGUCAUGAUGAUGAUAAAGUACGAAAAUCUGAAGAUCGACCUCGUGAAAGGGAUAGGGAAAGAGAAAAACGAAGAAAAUCAGGCGAUCGGGAAAGGUCGGAUAGGGAUAAAGAUCGAAACAGAGAUCGGGAUCGAGAUCGUGAUCGUGAAAAGCGCAGGCGUGAUGAUCGUGGUGAUAAAGAUCGUCGCGACCGUGAUAGAAAGCGGGAAUCUGAUCAUAAAUCUUCACGAAGCAAGAAUGAUGAAAGGGCAAGUGGUGCAGUAGAUGGUGGAGAUGGAGAAAAUGGAAAAAAAGAAGAGAGAAGUCGUGACAAAGAUCGGGAGUCCAGGCAUCGUCACAGGGAUCGAGAUAGGUCCGAUAAAGAUAAAGAAAGGCGUCAUCGAGAUCGAGACCGCGGAAAAGACAGAGAUAGUCGUUCAGAUGUAAAAGAAGACAAACGAGAUGAUAAGUCAAUGACUACAAUUAAAGAUGAAUAUGGUAGUAAUCCUGGAAUGAAACAAGAAUAUGACCAGACAAUAAAGCAAGAAUAUCAACAGAAUUAUGAAGAGCCAGGUAGACGUUAUGGUGGCGAAGGUGAUGCUUACAAUAACAUGGCUCAAGACAAUUCCUCCAACAAUGGUUACUACCCAGAAAAAGAUCGUAUGGAAUACCAACAAGCUAAUCCUGAGAACAAACAAUAUGACCGACAGGGUAAUUACGACUACAACCCAGAAGAAUACUAAACAAGUGAAACUGCUUAUACUUGAGGUGAACUUUGUACUCUAUCACUGCUUCCAUGAUGUCCAUAACAUCAAAAGAUGGCUUCAGCGUCAAUGAAACUAAAAUGCUCACCCAUUCUUAUAUUUUACGGUGUUGGUUCAAUUCACAUUUUUAGUUUGAAUUGGGGAGUUUUAACUGCUUAAUAUUGGAUCGCAAAUGAUGAUAUUUUAAUGUACAAUAAACAAAGCUGUUGGAAGCAA